Trifolium pratense (red clover) is the source of this 1988-nucleotide messenger RNA. RefSeq lists its product as uncharacterized. NCBI's taxonomy places the organism in Eukaryota, Viridiplantae, Streptophyta, Magnoliopsida, Fabales, Fabaceae. The coding region runs from base 78 to 551 and encodes 157 amino acids. The record is from RefSeq and is a predicted model, not a curated record. The transcript has 4 exons.
UUUGGAAAAUUAGUUGCGAUCUAAAGUAGACCCUAGUUUGAACUUUGAAAUCUCAGAGAGAGAGAGAGAGAGAGAGAAUGACAACAUCAAGAAGAAGGUUAUUCAAUUUGUGUUCUUUCAUAAUGUCUACACUUUUUGCAUACUCAGCAUCUGUUCAGUUAAAUGACCAUGAUUGGUAUUUUUGGUUUCCACUCUAUUCAAGUGCCUGCCUCAUAAAUCUAACAAACUGCAUCAAAACAACCAAACUGAACAAACCAAUUGCAACAAUUACUCUAUGGGUUGGAAUAUUAUUGUAUAUCAAAGUUGUGCUUGAAGAUUUUAUAUAUGAAAUAGCAGGGUUUUGGUCACUAGAUCUAAGUGAGAGAGUUGUUAGGGAGAAAAUUGGAAGCAUAUUAGUUAUUAUAUCUACAAUUUUGCAGAUGAAAGCUGCAUCUAAUGUUCAAAAGAAUAUUUCAAAUAUAGUAAAAUAUGGGAUGCUGAUCUUGGUGUGUUUCAGCUACAUGCUACUUUUUGUCUUCUUUGUGAUUCUAAGAGGAGAAAUUAAGUUAUAGUUCCAAUCCAAAUUGUAUACUUUUUGUAUAUAAACUUGGUAUCUUUUGUGCACAACUGUAAAUAUUCGUUUGUCGCUUAAUGGAAUCAACCACAAAGUUUGAGUGAAAAGACAUGAUGUUUUUAAUCUUACAAAUUAAAGAGCUAAAUUCAGACACACCACUACGUAAACUAUGAAUUUCAUCCGCAACAUUCUUCGAGUCGGUUUAAAAAAUGACGUUUGUGAAUCCUCUACGCGUCACCUCCUUCAUAGCUGUCAGCAAAGCAAUUGCUUCUCCCUCUAUUAUAGAGCAAUUUCCUUGUACCCAUGAGGUUCCGGCCAUCACAAACUUUCCGGUAUGAUCUCGUAUACACCAUCCUACUGUGGAAUGCUGCAUCGACGUUGCAUUUAUGCCACCCUGUUGCGGUUUCAGCCACUGAGUUGCAAACUGUUGUUGAUGUGAUCGGUGAGCAGUACUGCUGUUCCGCGUGAGCUGGACUGUUCAACUCAUUCCAAAUGUUCAAUGCUUUCGAUCCUAAAACCUAUCCCGGGUCCUUUGAACUAUUCCACACUCUAUUGUUCCUAUUAUUCCAUAAAACCCACAUCAAGACUGCAAAUUUUCCAGCCACUUCUUUAUCCCCAUAAUGACAAAUAUCCAUAAUAAUGUCCUUCACCGUGUUAAAUUGUUGACAGCGGUUAGCUAUUAUUCUAUCCAUACCAGCUGUUUGUCGCGCUACUAAGCUGUCAGUACAGUGAAACAAAGCAUGCAAAUCAUCCUCAUUACAAUGCGCACAAGUAGGACAUAUCAACGGACACGAUACACACCUUUCUUGAAGACAAAGACGGGUUGGAAGACAACCUUUGCAUAUGCGCCACAACAGAUGCUUUGUCUUCGGUCGAGCAUUCUCCUUCCAUAACCAUUGCCAUUCCUCUUGGCCAAGGCUCACUCCUUGUAAUUGUGGUGAUUUCAUCCAUAAUCCAUCCUCAAUUCUUAGCCAAGGCUCACUCAUGACUUUGAUUUUGGUACCAUUAAAUGAGAGAAAGAAGCUCACCAUUAAAUGUUGAGUUCUCGUAGUCGUAGUUUGGUACUUUUGGUUUCCACUCUAUUCAUGUAGCUGCACCAUUCAUCUCACAAACUGCAUCUUAUCAACAAAACUGAAAAAUUAUUCUAUGGAUUGGAAUAUUAUUGUAUAGCAAAGCUGUGCUUGGAGAUUUUGUAUAUGAAAUAGCAGGGUUUUGGUCAAUGGAUCUAAGUGAGAGAGUUGUUAGGGAGAAAAUUGGAAGCAUCAGUUGUUAUAUUAUAUCUACAAUUUUGCAGAUAGAAGAUGCAUUUUAUGAAGUAAAAUUUGGAACAAAAACUUGGAUGUAAUCGCGGUUCUUAGCAAGCAACCCCAGUUUUGCUGCCAUCGAUCACUUCAGUGCCACCAAUGAAGACCGGAGGCUCUCUGAAGUUUUUAAA